Molecule: messenger RNA, 339 nt
Organism: Protopolystoma xenopodis
Lineage: Eukaryota; Metazoa; Platyhelminthes; Monogenea; Polystomatidea; Polystomatidae
Source: the annotation of a GenBank genome assembly
AUGAUGAUAUUUGAAGUAACAGACACACAUACCACCCGGACUCAUCCUCUCCCGCAUUUGCUCUCGAAAGCUCAGCCCCUCAGAUCGCCUCAAUCCGCCGAGAAUACAGCGACUGUUAUAGACACCGAAUUAUUCUGUGUAAAUGCCCCUGCUGAAACUGAAACUGCUCUUUUUGUCUGCACUUGUCUUAUUUUGAGACAGGAAAAUUCACAUGAGGCAGAUGCCAAGUCCGUGUCUAGACUCCUUCACAUCCAAGUCUGUGCUCUGGAUCGGCUGAGUGCCAUCAACAGAUCAGACUGGUUCUCGGUAGCCAUGCACUCGCAGGUCAUAUGGCAAUAG